Messenger RNA from Camellia sinensis, 1285 nucleotides. RefSeq names its product LisH and RanBPM domains containing protein. NCBI's taxonomy places the organism in Eukaryota, Viridiplantae, Streptophyta, Magnoliopsida, Ericales, Theaceae. Gene Ontology annotation, molecular function: protein binding. The record is from RefSeq and is a predicted model, not a curated record.
CAAAAACGUGUAAAUAGGGGUAAAAGAUAUACACACUCACGUAGCGCACACGAACACACAAACCCUCUUCUUCGACAAUGGAAGAAGCCCUCUUCGAUUCACAGCUCCUUCAAUUCUCCGAGCUCUGAACCCACCCAAUUGAAUAAAUCGAUUAUUUUUAUACAAUUAAACUCACAAAAGGUGUUCAAUAAUGGACGUCGAUCCUCGACAGUACGAAAACAUUGUUGUCAAUGACAAUGACAUACACAACAUUGUCCUAUCGUAUCUUGUGCACAAUUGCUACAAAGAAACUGUGGAGUCAUUCAUUGCUUGUACUGGGAUGAAGCAGCCGACCAAUCAUCUUGAGGAUAUGGAGAAAAGAAAACGAAUUUUUAAUUUUGCAUUAGAUGGGAAUGCACUGAAGGCCAUUGAACUGACAGAACAAUUUGCACCUGACUUACUGGAUAAAAACCAGGACUUGCAUUUUGAUCUUUUGAGCCUUCAUUUUGUUGAGCUUGUCUGUUCUAGGAAAUGCACAGAAGCUUUGGAAUUUGCUCAGACUAAGUUGACCCCUUUUGGAAAGGUGCAAAAAUAUGUUGAGAAGCUUGAAGACUUUAUGGCUUUGCUAGCUUAUGAGGAACCAGAAAAGUCUCCAAUGUUCCAUCUACUUAGCUUGGACUAUCGGCAGCAUGUUGCUGACAGUUUGAAUAGAGCAAUUCUUGCAAAUGCCAACUUGCCCGGCUAUUCAGCAAUGGAAAGGCUGAUACAACAGACAACAGUGGUUAGACAAUGCUUAAAUCAAGAAACUGGCAAGGUAGCCUAAAGAUGGCCUUCUGCCAUUUUCUGUUAAGGAUUUUUUGAAGAGCUAGUUCAAGGAAGUCUCAAAGCAUUGUUGGCUUUGGGGUGAUGAUGGAAUCCUUAAUUUCACUCAGAUCAUGUUGCAAUUAUGGUUGGUUUUGGCGUAAAAUUUGGUCAUGCUUAGAAGGCCGUCUCGUGUAUCUGGGUAUUGUUGGCAUUUUCAUGGACUACACGUCCUUUGAAUGGCCAAAAGGAAGGUAUUAUUGGCUUCAACAGAUGGCCAGUUAGUUUUAUCUUGAUUGAUGAUAGUUUGGUUAAAUCCACAAUAUUUCUUGUAAAUGUUUAUGUGAAUUUAGAUUAUUGGAUCUUUUACUAUUUUGAGGUUUUGAUAUGUUAUGAAGUGUGAAUUCCCUUAACUUUCUGAUGUAAGAAUAAUGCUAAUGCUUUUGCACACUGUACUGCCUCCCUCCAUUACGUAUUUUUGAAUAGAUUGAUAUAUUGAAGGUCA